Molecule: messenger RNA, 5707 nt
Organism: Cyprinodon tularosa
Lineage: Eukaryota; Metazoa; Chordata; Actinopteri; Cyprinodontiformes; Cyprinodontidae
Product: A disintegrin and metalloproteinase with thrombospondin motifs 20
Exons: 31
Coding region: 2-4498 (1498 amino acids)
Biological process (GO): extracellular matrix organization; proteolysis
Cellular component (GO): extracellular matrix
Molecular function (GO): zinc ion binding; metalloendopeptidase activity
Source: RefSeq, a predicted model, not a curated record
CAUGCCUCAUGAUGACAAUCCCAAGUGUAGAGAGGCAGGCAUGAAGCACCAGUAUCACGUCAUGGCUCCUACCCUCAACUACGACACCAAUCCUUGGUCGUGGUCCAAGUGCAGUCGCAAGUACAUCACAGAGUUUCUAGACACUGGAUACGGGGAGUGCCUCCUGGAUGAGCCUGUCGGCAGAACAUACGAGCUUCCGACUCUCCUUCCUGGUCAGAUCUACAAUGCCAACAGGCAAUGUGAACUGAUGUUUGGUCCUGGUUCUCAAAUUUGUCCCUAUAUGAAACAAUGCAAAAGAUUGUGGUGUACGAGUGCAGAGGGGGACCACAAAGGCUGUCGCACCCAGCACAUGCCUCUGGCUGAUGGGACUGACUGUGGUCAUGGAAUGUAUUGCAAACAUGGGAUGUGUAUCAACAAGGAGUUGGACAUGCAGGCUGUGAACGGAGAGUGGGGUCCUUGGGGGCCCUACAGUGUUUGCUCCAGGUCCUGUGGUGGUGGGACAAGGAGCACUACCAGAGAUUGCAACAAACCUGAGCCAAGAAAUGGUGGGAGAUUCUGCGUGGGCCGCAGGAUGAAGUUCCGCUCCUGCAACACUGAGCCAUGUCCACGAGGAAAGAAGGAUUUCCGAGAAGAGCAAUGUUCUCAAUUUGACGGCAAGCACUUUAAUAUCAACGGUCUACCUCCCUCUGUCAGAUGGGUCCCAAAGUACAGCGGCAUACUGAUGAAGGAUCGCUGUAAGCUUUUUUGCCGGGUUGCUGGCACCAUGGCUUACUAUCAGCUGAAGGACCGUGUGGUGGACGGCACUCCGUGUGGUCCAGACACUUACGACAUCUGCGUUCAAGGCCUCUGCAGACAAGCAGGCUGCGACCAUGUUCUCAACUCAAAGGCAAGGAAUGACAAGUGUGGAGUGUGUGGUGGGGACAACUCCUCAUGUAAAACCCUGGCAGGGACAUUCAACCACGCCCAGUAUGGGUACAACACAAUUGUGAGGAUCCCAGCCGGAGCCACUAACAUUGAUAUCAAACAGGUUAGCUACUCGGGAAAACCAGAAGAUGACAACUACCUCGCUUUAUCUGACAGCCAGUCCAACUUCCUUCUGAAUGGGAACUUUGUGGUGGCGAUGUUCAAAAGGGAAAUCACCUUUAAGGGAACAGUCAUUGAGUACAGCGGCUCAGAUACAAAAGUUGAGCGUAUUAAUUGCACAGACCGCAUUGAGGAUGAGCUCAUUUUACAGGUCCUGUGUGUGGGAAACCUUUACAACCCAGAUGUGCAUUACUCCUUCAACAUUCCCAUAGAGGAGAAAAGGGAGCAGUUUGUGUGGGAUUCCUCAGGCGCUUGGCUUGAAUGCAGUCGCCUGUGUCAGGGUGAAAGACGACGGAAGACAGUUUGUGUUCGGAAGAGUGAUCACCUUGAAGUGUCGGACCAACGCUGUGAGCAUUUACCUCAUCCAGUUGCUGUUACUGAGCCAUGCAACUCUGACUGUGAAGUCAGAUGGCAUGUCACUGGAAAGAGUGAGUGUUCAGCUAAAUGUGGCCCUGGCUACCGCAGCCUUGAUGUUCAGUGUAUGAAGUAUAGCCAGAUGAAGAGAAUGAAUGAGAGGAUGGAGGCUGGCGUCUGUGCAGACAUUACAAAACCUCAGACGAGAGAGAUUUGCCACGGGGAUUGUCUGCUUAAGAGCUGGCAGUACAGCGCCUGGUCACAGUGUUCUAAAACCUGUGGACGUGGGAUCCGCCACAGAGAGUCUUACUGCAUGAACAACCUGGGACGGCGAUUGGUAGAAAGAGAGUGCAGUGAAAACGAGAGGGUGGUAACCGAGCCCUGCAACGACCAGCCGUGUCCAAAAUGGACUGUCAGUGAGUGGAGCGAGUGUCUGGUGACCUGCGGGAAAGGAAUGAAGCACAGACAAGUCUACUGCACCACGGAAGCUGGGGAGAAAAAGCUAAGCGAACAUUUCUGCGACCCGUCCAGUAAACCAUCCACCGUGGGGAGCUGCGAACUCCCCGGGUGCGCAACAUGGCAGGUCGGCAUCUGGGGAGCGUGUGCGGUGACCUGUGGACACGGAUACCAGAUGAGGGCUGUGAGAUGUGUCCAAGGGGACUAUGGUGACAGAGUGGAUGACAGAGAGUGCAACGCUGCAGCGAGGCCCAGAGACACUCAGGACUGUGAGAUGCCUGCGUGUCCACGAGCCUCAGGACCUCAAAUUACACCUCGGCCUGAUAACUCUGUUCAGCUUGUGACUGAGUGGAGAUAUGGCUCCUGGACGGCGUGCUCGGUGUCCUGUGGCAAGGGGAAGCGCGCACGUUAUGUCAGUUGUAGAGACCAUCAGGGAGGAGUGGCUGAUGAAUCGUACUGCGUUCACUUACCCCGCCCACCGGAGUUCUCCACCUGCUUCAGCCCCUGUGGCCAGUGGCAUGUCAGGGAGUGGUCUGCUUGUUCAGUUACAUGUGGUGUUGGAAGGGCAACCAGACAAGUGGUCUGCUCCAACUACCACCAGCCAGUGGACCAGUCUUUCUGUGACCCAGAUGAGAGGCCUGCAGCUGAGCAGGAGUGCACCACUGCUCCGUGCCCAUCCACCUACAACCAUCAGCACAUUUAUGAGCAGCCAUAUGGAUAUCCUCAUGAUCCAGGACAUCACCCGGGACACAGUAGCUGGAACGUCCCGUCAGCAGACAACCAGUGGAGGACUGGACCAUGGGGCGCAUGUUCCAGUACCUGUGCAGGAGGUUUUCAGAGGCGGGUGGUGGUCUGUCAAGAUGCGGAUGGACGCAGCAGCAGUUACUGUGAUGAACGAGUCAAACCUGCAGAGACCAAAAGCUGCGACUCUGGGCCCUGCCCUGUGUGGAACUAUGGGGUCUGGGGAGAGUGCACACAGACUUGUGGUGGAGGUAGGAAGACUCGCUUAGUGGUGUGUCAAAGGCCCAGUGGACAGAGGCUCAAUGACUACAACUGUGACAUCCUGGAAAAGCCGCCCGACACGGAGCAGUGCAACCUGCAGUCCUGCCCAGGCUCUGCGUCCUGGCAUCGCCAACCAUGGAAGCCGUGUUCGGUGAGCUGUGGCCGUGGCACCAAACUGCGGGAGAUAGCCUGUGUUUUCCAGAACCAAACCCAAAUAGAGGAAGCCCACUGCAGUCAUCUGCCCCGACCAAGAACACAAAAGGCCUGCAGAGCUGGAGGAUGCCCUGCAUGGAAAGCCAACAGGUGGAGGGAGUGCUCUGCCACCUGUGGAUCUGGAGUUCAGCGACGAGAUGUUUACUGCAGGCUCAAAGGUUCAGGAAGAGUCAGCGAAGAGCUAUGUAAUCCUCAUUUACGUCCUUCAACAGUGCAAGUGUGCCACACACCACAAUGUACACAUUACAUCUGGACAGUGGGUGAAUGGGAGCAAUGCAACGCAACAUGUGGUGAAGGGAUGAAAAGCAGAAAGGUGAGAUGUGAAGGACCAAGUUCUUCACCUGCCCAGGAUGACUACUGUGAACCAUCAGCUAGGCCUACCUCCGUCCAGCACUGUAGAGAAGAGCCCUGUCAGUACAUGUGGAUCACAGGGGAAUGGUCAAAGUGCUCUGCCAGCUGUGGUGUUGGUUAUCAGCAACGUAUCGUCUCCUGCUCUUUGGUGCCGUCGUCCUUCCACUCACAGCAUUUCUAUACUCAGCCUUCAACCAACAGUAAAAACUGCCCUGAGCCUGAACCUCCUACCACCCAGUCCUGCCUCCUCAGUGAGUGUCCUCACACCUCCUACUGGAAAGUUGGCCCUUGGUCCAAGUGCUCGCAGACCUGUGGGUCCGGAGUGAUGGAACGCAGGAUAGAGUGUGUGACCUCCAAAGGCCAACUGUCUAAACACUGCCGUCCAUCAGAAAGACCUGCAUCUCAAGCUACAUGUCAAGAGAGACAGUGCCAUGUGUUUACUUCUUGCCGAGAAGUGCAGCUGCGCCAGGGUGUGAGAAUAGAUGGAGAAUACUAUCUCAAAAUCAAGUUUCGGACCCUGCAAAUUUACUGUGCUGAAAUGCAGACGGAUUUUCCAAAGGAGUAUGUGACCCUACGCAGUGGGCAGACAGACAACUACUCAGAGGUGUAUGGGCAAAGGUUGAUUAACCCAUUUGAAUGUCCAUACAAUGGCAGCCGCAGGCAGGACUGUGCCUGUAAGAAUGACUACUCAGCAGCAGGGUACACGCUUUUCCACAAAGUUCGGCUGGAUCUAAACUCCCUGCAGAUAAUCAUCACAGACCUCCAGUUUUCCCAGACUAUUCACGGCCGGCCCGUGCCUUUUGCUACAGCCGGAGAUUGUUAUAGUGCAGCCAAGUGUCCACAGGGCCAGUUUAGUAUUAACCUUGUUGGAACUGGUCUUAAGGUGGCUCCAAAUGCCAAAUGGACAUCUCAAGGGAACUAUGUUUCUGUUAAAGUCCACAGAUCUGAGGAUGGAACAAGAAUUUACGGCCGCUGUGGUGGUUUCUGUGGGAAGUGCAUUCCCCACGCUCAUAGCGGUCUUCUCCUCCAAGUUCACUGAGAGCUGAGCUGAAAACAGAUCUUUGAAUUCAGUUUGAAUUCAGCGGGGCAGGAAUAUAAAAUAAGAGUAAUUUGUUGAAUCCGCUCGAUGGCUGUGAACAUAAAUAGAGGAGGGUCAACUUACGUCUCCAAUUCCCAGAUGGCAGCUAAAGGUACAGAAGACAGGCCCCUUUGCAGCAUGCGGCCACUGUUCAGCAUUUCAUUGUAACAGAAGAUGAGCCAGCUUUAUUUGCUCUCCAGUCAUUUGGCUAUGGCACUUUUUGUGGUUUGGAAAUGUUCGUUAAAUUACCAACCAGGACCUAGCCACCGUGGAUUUGGAAGAAUAAAAACCGAAGGAAAGCAUCCUCAUCCAGUUUAUUUUCAUCUGAAACAUUUCCAUCUUAGAACAACCUUUUCUAUCGGCAAAGUUCAUAAAAAAAAAUUGUUUUUUUCAGACAACACUUUGCAGGAGGUGCACAAGUAAAAUAUUAAUAAGUGAAUAGUUUUCUUACUGCUACAAUGUCAGAGGUAUACACCAUUAAUGGCUUUGACAGGAUUUAUAAGUAUUAUAACCAUCAAUAAACAGCCUAGACAGUAGAAUCUCUCAAAUAGUUAGCUUGACCUUAGCAAAGAAAAAAUGGUUUUUCUGACCUGCCUCGCAUCAGAGGUCAAACUUAAAAAAAACUUUUGGUGCAUUUAGAGGAACUUUAGAUUGAUUGUUGCUGUCUAUGCUCCUACGGCAAUCUGUAUUCCAUCCUCAGUUUGUAGAUUGUCAUCGGCAUCCCUGCUAAAGAUGGCUAAAGAACUGCAUACCAUUACAAGUUUGUAAUUUAGUUUUGAGAAUAAAUUCAGCCAAGACAGAGUCUUAGUCUUGUUAAAAUUAUAGAAAUAAGUGCCAUGUAUAAACUGAAAAUGGAAACUCUGUAGCUGCAAAUAAACCCACUGCUGUAUAUUUCAUCAGGAAUAGAUUUAAAAGAGAAGUCCGGUCAUAUUCAGAAUUUGCCAUGAAGCGCUGACAGAUGGACCCAGUAUUCAAGGAGAGACAGUCCAGUCCAAGAAUGUCCCUGGUGCUGCAGUUCCAGAGGUCUUGCAGGAACCCGAUCUUGGUCAGGGAUUCAGAACAGACAGGAACAGACAGGUGGCAGGAUCCAGGCUUCCAGGCAUCAUAGAGCUCCCAGGCGGUCACGCACAGGAGCAGACAGGAUCAGGUGCAGAUGAGCAGGCUCAGUGG